GUUAAAAGAAAGAAAGAAAGAAAGAAAGAAAGAAUGAAAUUAUUAUUGUCGGUGUUGGAUUUUGGAAAAGCAAAAGCUUUUUUCUUCAAACAACUUUCCUUCCUUCGUUCCUGUCUGGGUCAAUCCAAACCUUAAAAACGCUGAUUUGCUGCAUAGCAUUGCAGCUGCUCUGUAAUAAUAAAAAAUUGGAAUUCACAAAACCAAAUCUCACUCUAAAUUUAAAUUUAAAUGGAAGGUGAAAGUGGAAGUGGAAGCGGUGAGGUGAAGAAGCUGAAGCUGAAGCUGUAUUCAUUCUGGUGGAGCACCUGUUCCGUCCGUGUUCGUAUUGCCCUCAACUUCAAAGGGCUGAAAUACGAGUACAAAUCAGUUGACUUGUUGAAGGGAGAGCAAUUGAGCCCCGAGUUUAUAAAGCUCAAUCCUAGUGGUAAUGUUCCUGUGCUCGUCGAUGGAGACACCCUAGUUGCCGACUCUUUUGCCAUCCUCAUGUAUUUAGAAGACAAGUAUCCUCACCACUAUCCACUGUUGCCCCAAGAUAUUCACAAAAGAGCCAUCAAUUACCAGGCUGCCAAUAUUGUUUCCUCAAGCAUUCAACCUCUUCAAAAAGUAGCUACACUGAAGUGCAUUGAGGAAAAAAUUAGUUCUGAUCCUGAUGUGAAACUUGCUUGGGCUCAACAUUAUAUCAAAAAAGGCUUUGUAGCACUCGAGAGGCUUUUAAAGGACUAUGCUGGAAGAUUUGCUACUGGAGAUGAAGUUUACCUGGCAGAUUUGUUUCUAGCUCCUCAGAUUCAUGCAGCAAUUAAAAGGUUCAAUGUUGACAUGACUCAAUUCCCUCUCUUAUCCAGAUUGAAUGAGGCAUACAAUGAGAUACCAGCUUUCCAAGAUGCUAUGCCAGAAAAGCAGCCAGAUACUCCUCUAGCAAGUGCUAGUUAAACCAAUGGGUUGAAAAGCAUAAAGUGCUACUGCCAGAUGAUCAAGCUUCGAGAUAGAGCUUUUCAAGGCAUAUUUGUAUAAAGAUAAAGGUGCUGUGAUGAAGGUUGUCACCUCAUCGAACGUAGUGGAAUAAUGUGAAUAAUAAUAGAUGGUGAGCUGAUAUAUAAAAUAAAUGGUUUGGUUACCUGUUUGAAGUUCCUUCAAGUUCAGUUUGCUUUUGUAUCCACUAAAAUUAUAGUUUUGUUUACCUGUGUUUUCUUCC
Quercus robur (English oak) is the source of this 1192-nucleotide messenger RNA. RefSeq names its product glutathione S-transferase zeta class-like. Gene Ontology annotation, molecular function: maleylacetoacetate isomerase activity; glutathione transferase activity. NCBI's taxonomy places the organism in Eukaryota, Viridiplantae, Streptophyta, Magnoliopsida, Fagales, Fagaceae. The record is from RefSeq and is a predicted model, not a curated record. The coding region runs from base 229 to 930 and encodes 233 amino acids. Gene Ontology annotation, biological process: L-phenylalanine catabolic process; glutathione metabolic process. Gene Ontology annotation, cellular component: cytoplasm. The transcript is spliced from 11 exons.